AUGAUGCUGGUGAAGCCUCAUCAGGAGCCAGCCAGGGCCAGAGGGACCAGUCCCAGCAACACUGCAUCCUGGCCGGAGGCCUCUAGCCCCGUCGGAGCUGACUGCGCCAUGAUGCUGAUGAAGCCUCAUCAGGAGCCAGCCAGGGCCAGAGUGACCAGUGCCAGCACCACCGCAUCCUGGCCGGAGGCAGCUAGCCCCAUCGGAGCUGACUGCGCCAUGAUGCUGGUGAAGCCUCAUCAGGAGCCAGCCAGGGCCAGAGUGACCAGUGCCAGCACCACCGCAUCCUGGCCGGAGGCAGCUAGCCCCAUCGGAGCUGACUGCGCCAUGAUGCUGACGAAGCCUCAUCAGGAGCCAGCCAGGGCCAGAGGGACCAGUCCCAGCAACACUGCAUCCUGGCCGGAGGCCGCUAGCCCCGUCGGAGCUGACUGCGCCAUGAUGCUGAUGAAGCCUCAUCAGGAGCCAGCCAGGGCCAGAGUGACAAGUGCCAGCACCACCGCAUCCUGGCCGGAGGCAGCUAGCCCCAUCGGAGCUGACUGCGCCAUGAUGCUGACGAAGCCUCAUCAGGAGCCAGCCAGGGCCAGAGGGACCAGUGCCAGCACCACUACAUCCUGGCCGGAGGCAGCUAGCCACAUGGGAGGUGACUGCGCCAUGAUGCUUUGCAAAGCUCCCGCUCGCCCUGAACGUCCCCAGACACAGGUUUGCGCGAUGAUGCUCAGCAAGCAAGCAGAGCAAGUGCAGCCAAGAUCUCUGGCCAUUUCGUGGCCAGAUGCAGUAAGCCCCUUCCACGCGGAGCAAUGUGCGAGGUUGCUCCAUGCAUUCUAA
Molecule: messenger RNA, 822 nt
Organism: Symbiodinium natans
Lineage: Eukaryota; Dinophyceae; Suessiales; Symbiodiniaceae
Source: the annotation of a GenBank genome assembly